Lachancea dasiensis is the source of this 261-nucleotide messenger RNA. The record is from the annotation of a GenBank genome assembly. Lineage: Eukaryota; Fungi; Ascomycota; Saccharomycetes; Saccharomycetales; Saccharomycetaceae.
AUGCCUCAGAAAGCGCUCAAAGUAACCAAGAAGUCGAAGGACCCUAGAAGGGUCACAAAGAAGCAGAAAAACCUCCGGAAGGCCGCGCCACUGCAGAUCAAAAGCAGGAAAAAGUCGCUGGCACAUUUGAAGAAACUGUCCAAGGCUUCCUCUCUCACGGAAACCACCGAAAAGCUCAUAUCCAGCAGAGUGGGCCAUCUGGAGCUUCUGAAGGGAACCCGUAAGGAACUGGAGAAGCAAAAGAAGAAGGAUACCAAGUAG